AAUUUCCCGGCGGGCUUUGCUCCUGGUCGUGGGGUAUGGUGGGCUUUUCAGUGGUAUCCUCACUUGAGUGGAAAUCUGGGGGAUACCCUUUUAGUCCUGGGGGUAGAGUGACUGCUUGCGAGUCGGUUCAGCAGUGCCUCAGGGACAGAGUCAGGCUGGAGGGGAAUCUGGAUCUGGGCAGCUCCUGGACCAACAGAAUGGAGCAGGAGAAUCAGCGCUGGUCUCCGUCUAUGUACAUCUGGACUUUUCAGAUAAGACCUGGCCCCAUGAAGUCUCCAGGACCCUGACUCUCCCGGCUGCCUCAGCUUCCUCUUCCCCAAGGCCUCUUCUCACUGGCCUCAGACUCACAACAGAGUGUAAUGUCAACCACGAGGGGAAUUUCUAUUGUGCUUGCCUCUCUGGCUACCAGUGGAACACCAGCAUCUGCCUCCAUUACCCUCCUUGUCAAAGCCCCCAGAACCAGCAGCCUUGUGGCUGCCUUGUCUUCAGCCAUCCUGAACCCGGGUACUGCCAGUUGCUGCCACCUGGUGAGGAAGGUUGGGAACUUGGAAACCAAUGACCUUAAGUGAAAUGAAUGCUCUCAGUGUGUUUUUCCUCUCUGAACCUGUAGUUUGGCCAGCUGGUCCAAGCACAGCUGCUCCUCUGGGUGGGAGAAAAAGCCAGCCAUCACAGCAGAUCACAGGCCCUGAGCUUGGAACCUGAGUAGGGAGACUAAUGAGGGGGGCCCCAGAGACAUAAGGACAGGGAGAGAACGUGCUGGAGUAACCCUGCUUUUUACCCUAGGAGGCAGGAAGCAGUUCCAGCAGCCCCAAGAUGCCUGGAGGAGGGAGAGGCAUAGACCAAAAAGUCCCCGGGACCCUCAGCCUGAACUCCCAGCUGCAGAUGCCUGGUGACACACUGAGCCUGACUCUCCUGCUGAGCCAGGAGGCCACCGACCUGAGCUGGUUCCUGAGGCACCCAGGGAGCCCCAGUCCCAUCCUCCUGCAGCCAGGGACACAGGUGUCUGUGACUUCCAGCCACGGCCAGGCUGCCCUCAGUGUCUCCAACAUGUCCCAUCACUGGGCAGGUGAGUACAUGAGCUGCUUUGAGGCCCAGGGCUUCAAGUGGAACCUGCACGAGGUGGUGAGGGUGCCCUUGAAGGCGACAGAUGUGGCUCGACUUCCAGACCAGCUGUCCAUCUCCUGUGCCACCUCCCCUGGCUUCCAGCUGAGCUGCUGCAUCCCCAGCACAAACCUGGCCUACACCGCGACCUGGAGCCCUGGAGAGGGCAGCAAAGCCUCCUCCUUCAAUGAGUCAGGCUCUCAGUGCUUUGUGUUGGCUGUUCAGCACUGCCCAAUGACUGACACCGUGUACACUUGUGACCUGCAGAGCCCUGGCCUGGCUCCACUCAGGGUCCCCAUCUCCAUCACCAUCAUCCAGGAUGGGGACAUCACCUGCCCUGAGGACACCUCAGUGCUUACCUGGAAUGUCACCAAGGCUGGCCACAUGGCACAGGCCCCAUGUCCUGAGAGCAAGAGGGGCAUAGUGAGGAGGUUUUGUGCAGCUGACGGAGUCUGGGGGCCUGUCCACAGCAGCUGCACAGAUGCGAGGCUCCUGGCCUUGUUCGUUAGAGCCAAGCUGCUGCAGGCAGGCCAGGGCAGUCCUGCUGAGGAGGUACCACAGAUCCUGGCACAGCUGCCAGGGCAGGCGGCAGAGGCAAGUUCACCCUCCGACUUACUGACCCUGCUGAGCACCAUGAAAUACCUGGCCAAGGCGGUGGCAAAGGCCAGAAUACAGCUUGACCGCAGCGCCCUGAAGAAUCUCCUGAUUGCCACAGACAAGGUCCUAGAUAUGGACACCAGGUCUCUGUGGACCCUGGCCCAAGCCCGGAAGCCCUGGGCAGGCUCAACUCUCCUGCUGGCUGUGGAGACCCUGGCAUGCAGCCUGUGCCCACAGGACCACCCCUUCACCUUCAGCUUGCCCAAUGUGCUGCUGCAGAGCCAGCUGUUUGGACCCACGUUUCCUGCUGACUACAGCAUCUCCUUCCCUACUCGGCCCCCACUGCAGGCUCAGAUUCCCAGGCACUCACUGGCCCCACUGGUCCGUAAUGGAACUGAAAUAAGUAUUACUAGCCUGGUGUUGCGAAAACUGGACCACCUUCUGCCUUCAAACUAUGGACAAGGGCUGGGGAAUUCCCUCUAUGCCACUCCUGGCCUGGUCCUUGUCAUUUCCAUCAUGGCAGGCGACCAGGCCUUCAGCCAGGGCGAGGUCAUCAUGGAUUUUGGGAACACAGAUGGUUCCCCUCACUGUGUCUUCUGGGAUCACAGCCUCUUCCAGGGCAGGGGGGGUUGGUCCAAAGAAGGGUGCCAGGCACAGGCGGCCAGUGGCAGCCCCACUGCUCGGUGCCUCUGCCAGCACCUCACUGCCUUCUCCGUCCUCAUGUCCCCACACACUGUUCCGGAAGAACCCGCUCUGGCGCUGCUGACUCAAGUGGGCUUGGGAGCUUCCAUACUGGCGCUGCUUGUGUGCCUGGGUGUGUACAGGCUGGUCUGGAGAGUCGUGGUGCGGAACAAGGUCUCCUAUUUCCGCCACGCCGCCCUGCUCAACAUGGUGCUCUGCUUGCUGGCCGCAGACACUUGCUUCCUAGGCGCCCCCUUCCUCCCUCCAGGGCCCCGAAGCCCGCUUUGCCUGGCUGCCACCUUCCUCUGUCAUUUCCUCUACCUGGCCACCUUUUUCUGGAUGCUGGCGCAGGCCCUGGUGUUGGCCCACCAGCUGCUCUUUGUCUUUCACCAGCUGCCGAAGCACCGAGUUCUCCCCCUGAUGGUGCUUCUGGGCUACCUGUGCCCACUGGGGUUGGCGGGUGUCACCCUGGGGCUCUACCUACCUCAAGGGCAAUACCUGAGGGAGGGGGAAUGCUGGUUGGAUGGGAAGGGAGGGGCGUUAUACACCUUCGUGGGGCCAGUGCUGGCUAUUGUAGGUGUGAAUGGGCUGGUACUAGCCAUGGCCAUGCUGAAGUUGCUGAGACCUUCGCUGUCAGAGGGACCCCCAGCGGAGAAGCGCCAAGCUCUGCUGGGGGUGAUCAAAGCCCUGCUCAUUCUCACACCCAUCUUUGGCCUCACCUGGGGGCUGGGCCUGGCCACUCUGUUAGAGGAAGUCUCCGUGGUCCCUCAUUACAUCUUCACCAUUCUCAACACCCUCCAGGGUGUCUUCAUCCUAUUGUUUGGUUGCCUCAUGGACAAGAAGGUACAAGAAGCUUUGCGCAAACGCUUCUGCCGUGCCCAAGCCCCCAGCUCCACCAUCUCCCUGGUGAGUUGCUGGCUUCAGAUCCUCAGCUCUCCCUCUGAGAGCAUGUCAGAAGGCAUUCCACGGCCUUCCUCAGAGGACAUGGGCACAGCCAGAAGUUGAGAGAAGACUGCGGUUGUUUUUUAGAAUGAGCAGGUUUCAGGUUCCAGCUCCCCACCGGUGAAAUGAGCAGCCUGGUCAGAGCAGUCAGGAUCAGGGUCCCGGGUUCCUUAUUAUCACCUGGACUCCUGCUGAUUCUCUUGUCUCUGGUUUCUCCAUCUAAAAAUCUGCCUCCAGUUAGCAUUUGAAGGAAAAGUGUGGGAUCAGAACUCAUGGGAGUUAUUAUAGCGGAGAGCAAAAUUUCUAGGAUUCCUGCAGCCCAGGCAGGAGUGCAUGUGAGAAAGUAAAACGGAUACAACUUCUUCAAGGGAGAAUUGACAAUAAUAAUAAUCGCCCUGCAAUUGGGCCUUUUCACCCCUUCCUAGUCCACAAAUGAAGGCUACAUCUUGGAACACAGCAAAGGAGGAAGUGACACUGCCAGGUGAGAACUAGACUUUCUCAGGGGCAGUGUAAGCAGGGUGGAUUGAGGAUGGUGUGGCAAAGGCCAAACCAACUUUGCCAAACUCCUGGCAAAGUUCUGGAGAGAAGCCUCCUCUUUCUAUACUCAGCCCACACCAAAGGGUAGGAAACAGGUUUUUCUAGGGUAGCCAUUGCUAGAUGGGUGGGGGACGGUGGAAAUGUCAGAGAGCAGAAGGCAUAGCACCUUCUCUUGCUUUCCAAGAAAGCAAGAAGUUUCACCACCACCAGUCCUUGACUCAGUUUCUCUGAAAAUUCCUUUUCACAUUAUCACACUUCUUAUUAUCAUGAGAGUCAUGCCUUGAAGGGAUUGCCAUGGGUGGGCUUGGUAUCCAGAGGGGAGGGCAGCCUGCAGAAGUUGGGCGCGGUAUCCAUUCACCACUCCCGAGCUCUUUCACAGGAAGACAGAUGCUUCAGAGUGAACCACACACGGACCCAUGUUCCUGCAAGGGAGUUGAGGCUAUGUGCUUGAACCCACCAGAUGAGCCCUGGCCCAAUGCUCUGAACUCUUCCUGCCUCCCGGAGCUCAGCCCUUGAUAAAGUCAGGCUUCUAUUUCCCUUAGUCACACUCAUUUAUCUUACAGCUCACCCCUUCUCAUUUCUAAAGUAUCCAGCAAGAAUAGCAGGAAAAAUUAGCUAAAGGCACCUAAUGAAUAAGGCUGCCUUUGCUCCAGAAAUAAUCAACAGAUAUCAAAGUGCAUAAUAAUUACAAGUAAACUUUCUCAACCAGUUUUUAACUAUAACAAUACAUGUUGUGAAUGAAUAUGUUUGAUAAAAAUGGUUUUAAUUGACCUAUUCAGCGAUUUCUGAUGAUUUCUUUUGCAAUAGUUAUGAAGAAAGGACGACUUAAUUGACAGGAACCUCUGAUCUUCCAAACAUUGGAGAUGAAGGGCAGGACUUGGUUUGUCUCUUCUCAAGUUUAGGAAAAGAUGAAGUUAAUUGGUCCCUCUUUCUCUAACCUUUAAAAAAAAUAAAUAUAAAAUGUAAGUUUCACAACCGUAUCCAUGUAUAGAAAGAGGUAUUGAUUGAUAUGAGCACAUUGUAAGAAUAGGUUAUACAAAUUUAAAGUUUAAUAUAAAUUUAUAUCAAUUAAUAACAUUUAAUUUAUAUUUAAAAAU
Cercocebus atys (sooty mangabey) is the source of this 4955-nucleotide messenger RNA. RefSeq names its product adhesion G protein-coupled receptor F3 (gene ADGRF3). Lineage: Eukaryota; Metazoa; Chordata; Mammalia; Primates; Cercopithecidae. The transcript has 12 exons. The record is from RefSeq and is a predicted model, not a curated record. Gene Ontology annotation, molecular function: G protein-coupled receptor activity. Gene Ontology annotation, cellular component: membrane. Bases 814 to 3384 code for a protein of 856 amino acids. Gene Ontology annotation, biological process: G protein-coupled receptor signaling pathway; cell surface receptor signaling pathway.